AUGACCAAGGUUCUUGUUUUCCUACUGUUCAUAUUAAUGAACACCAUGCUUAUCUGCAAUUCCCAACUUUCCCCUUCCUACUAUGAUGACACUUGCCCUAAUGUCCUUUCCACCAUCAGGACUUCUAUCAGGCAAGCCGUAUCACGUGAACGCCGCAUGGCUGCAUCCAUCAUCCGUCUUCAUUUUCACGAUUGCUUUGUUCAGGGAUGUGACGCUUCAAUCUUGUUGAGCGAAGAAGCUGUCCCCGAUAGCGAAAGAACCGCCCUUCAGAAUAACAAUUCCGCUAGAGGUUUUGAAGUUAUUGACGAUGCCAAGGUUGAGGUGGAAAAAGUUUGUCCCGGGGUUGUUUCUUGUGCAGAUAUCCUUGCUGUCGCGGCACGAGAUGCCUCAGUUGCAGUUGGUGGACCAUCAUGGACCAUAAAACUUGGAAGAAGAGAUUCUACAACAUCAAGCCGUUCUGAAGCUGAAGAUAACUUACCACGGUUUACUAAUAGUCUCCAGGAACUUAUUGAUAAUUUUGAUGAAAAAAAUCUCAACGUGAGGGACUUGGUAGCCUUAUCGGGUGCCCACACGAUUGGUCAAGCACAAUGUGUAACGUAUCGUGGAAGAAUAUACGACAAUACUAGCGACAUUGAUGCAGGCUUUGCAAGCACCCGACAACGUGGUUGUCCCAACACUGUCGGUGAUGGGGAUAAAAAUCUUGCACCUCUUGAUCUUGUGACGCCGAAUUCGUUCGACAACAACUAUUUUAAGAAUCUAGUUCAAAAGAAAGGUCUUAUUGCAUCUGACCAAAUACUUUUUAGUGGACAAGAAACUGAUAGUAUCGUUAAUGAGUACAGUAAUGACCCGGCAAUUUUCAAAGCUGAUUUUGCCAAUGCCAUGGUGAAAAUGGGAGAUAUUAGCCCUCGUACUGGGGAUAACGGAAUCAUAAGAAGAGUUUGCAGCAUUCUUGCCUAGUGGA
Molecule: messenger RNA, 961 nt
Organism: Impatiens glandulifera
Lineage: Eukaryota; Viridiplantae; Streptophyta; Magnoliopsida; Ericales; Balsaminaceae
Product: lignin-forming anionic peroxidase-like
Exons: 3
Coding region: 1-957 (318 amino acids)
Biological process (GO): hydrogen peroxide catabolic process; response to oxidative stress
Molecular function (GO): peroxidase activity; heme binding
Source: RefSeq, a predicted model, not a curated record